UUCGUCAGACCAGAGGAGUCAGUCACACAGUACACAUCCACCAGAGACACUUCACCACACCGUGGACCCACUGCGCGCCGUGCAGAUGACGAUCAGGGAGAGCUACGAUGACGGAUAGACCCUCAUCCACUCCUGAAGGAAGACUUUAUCAUGAUUCUGGGAUGGGUCGAGACAGUGGCAUCUCCUCUGGUUAUGUAAGACAAAGACUAGAAGACAUUUAUUGAUAACUGACAGACAAAAUGUCCCAGACAUGGUUCAUCUUCUCUGUCCUCACUGUGAUGGCUUUGCAGCUUUGCAAAGGUGAGAAACCAUGCAUCAUCAAGUCCAGUGCUGGUACUGUGGUGCAGCACAACUCCAGUUUUCAGGUCUUCUGCAUCUUCACCCUCACAUGCAAACAAUCAGCGUUGUGUGACCACCCACCCCAACGACACACACACAAAACCUUCAAUUCCACAACCAUAUAUUUUGAUGUGGUGAACAUUCAAAAGAACCGGACAUUUAGUUGUGUGUGUGACGACUCUACACGUGAUCCCUGUGGAAUAGACAUCUCAGCUGGAUACCCACCUGAUCGUCCCAACAACAUUUCUUGUGUUCACAAAGUCACACAUCCUCAAAGUGGAGUUGUGAUCUGCUCUUGGAACAGAGGAUGGGAUACUUACCUUUGGAAUACUGCAAACCUAUGGGUGAGAACUGUGUCUGGAAACCACACCGAGCCACCAAAGUCCUACAGAGUCUCCAGUAAAGGAACUGACUCCCAAUCAGCUACUUUCAAUGUGUCCACAUCUGUCCAGUCCAUCUCUGUGUGGGUCUGCACUGAAAAUAAGCUCGGCUCUGCAGUGUCAGACACCAUUAACUACACCCUCAGUGAUAUUGCGAUGCCCUCAGCUCCUGUUCUCAGCCAAGCCCACUGCUCCUCACGACAUUGUGACAUCACAGUGACUCAGCCAGUGAGGACUCAGCAUCUGGAGAUCCAGUACAGGACCGGACAAGAGGGCUGGACAACUUUUCCAGACACAAGUGGGCAGCAGGUCCGGCCCAUCACCUUUCUGGAGCCCUACAGGUUGUACCAGUUCCAGGCCAGAUCCAGGUUCAGCAAUGGACACUGGAGCGAGUGGAGCACUCAAAUAUCAAACUGGACUCAAGAAGAAGCUCCUGCUAAAAAGUUGGAUGUGUGGUUCACUGAACCCAACACUGAAUUAAACUCUGUGAGAGUUUACUGGAAGGAGGCAAACAUCUCCAUUGCCAGAGGAAGGAUUGUGCGGUACAUAAUCAGAGUUUCCAGGCAGAGCUCAGUGUUGGCCUCCAUCAACAUCAGCGCAGAUGUCAGAAAUUAUUCAGUCCCAUUCUGUGCUGACUGUGAAGUUACUGUGUACUCGUCCAACUCCAAAGGACUGUCUCCUCCUGCCAAAAUCACAACUCACCACACAGAGGCUGAGCUCUCUGGUGAUGUGCAAGUCAAAGCAGACAACCACGAUGUCACCAUCUCCUGGAGGAAGCCCAGAACUGCACCGCUGCCUGUUGCAUAUGUGGUGGAGUGGUACCCAGAGGGCCGCAAGCUGGAGGAGCUACAAUGGCUCCGACUGGGCGGUAAUGAAGACCACGCUGUGAUCACAGAUAUUAAGCCAUUCCUGUGCUAUAAAGGGGCAGUCUAUGUUUUCUACAAUGAGUCCUCAGUGAAUAGGAGAGAGUUUAAUGGGGUCAGCUCCAUGGAGUCCACACCAACAGCUGGUCCAUUCGUCAAAGAAAAAGUUGAGGGAAAUUUGGUGAAAGUGACGUGGGUAGAUCUUCCCCAGGACCAGUGCAUGGGCUGCAUCACCCACUACACCAUCUAUUUGGAAAACAGUGAUGGAUACCAGAGGUCUUACAACACAUCAGACAGGAUGUUCAUUAUUGCAGACCUGUCUCCAGCUGUCUACACCAUAUGGAUGACCGCCUCCACUGAUAAAGGAGAAGGCCUUAAAGGUCAAAAGGUCAAAUUCUUCAUCCAGCAGGAAACCCAGCGAUCCGUCCUACUGGUGUGUGGCAUCAUCGUCCUGGUCCUGAUGGUUUUUCUGUGGCUGUGCCAGUGUUCAGCAGUAAAGCAAAGGUUCUGGGUGUUUUUUCAGUGCCUUAUGCUUGAGGUUGUGCCAGAUCCUGCAAACAGCAAAUGGGCAAAAGAAUGUACUAAAGAGAAGGGCAUGAUGGAUCUGCAGCUCCCACUGAGUAACUCCAGCAUGACGGAGGAGGAGGACGAACCCACUCUCUCUCUUCUGGAUGUUCAGGAGUUGCCCAAGAUAACCGCUGACACCUUUACACCAACAGUUGUCUCGCCGCUGCUCUGUCCUCAGACCAGCCUGAGCCCCGACACAGAGCCCACCAUAGCACUCUACCCUCGGACCGCGUACAUUAAGAGCUUCUCCCAGGACUCGGGCAGCUCCAACCACACGUUGACCUCUGCCGACACCAACAUGACCAUCGACUACAUCGCAGCACAUGGGCCUGGAAUUAUGGAUGAGGAGGAAGAGGAAGAGGAGGAGGAGUUUAUAGAAAUGCCUGGUUUCUUUUCCAGUCACAUUUUUAAAGACCCACUGGUUUUUGGAGGAAAGUUAACUCUUGAUGCGGUCAAAAUCGACUGCAGUGAAUUCUUUCCAAACAGUUAAUGAUGGCCGUUCUCAGCUUCCGUAGUUUUAAGAGAAUAGACUUCAAGUCAAGGGCACAAGAUGAUGAUGAUGACUGGAUGCUGCACUUGAAACGAGGAAAACCAGAGCUCUGGAUAAACGUUUUGACUGUUACCGAAAAUCUCUAGUCCAGAUACUCGUCAGUUACCAUAUUAUCGCAUUGUAAGCAAUUUUUUUUUUUUCCAAUUUCAGUGUAAUUUUUUUUUAGUUGAGAUGUACACUCACUACCUCCUUGCACUCCAGACUGCAAUAACAUCUCUUUAAAGUAUCCAGUAAUGCACUUUUUAUACCAUGCAUUACCAUUUUGGUCUAUAAAACAUAAAAACACUGGACACUAAUACAGCGUUUCUACAAAGUAAAUUUAAGACUAAGACUACUUACAACAGAAUUUAAUGUCCAUCUCACGGCCAUACUGGCAAAGAUUUGUGAAUCCUAGAAUUUAGAAAAGUGUACACUGUAAAAAAUCUAAAUCUUACCAAGUAUAUGUUUCUCAUUUCUAGUCCAAAUAUCUCAUCACACUUAAAAUAAGACAUAAUCACCUAAAGUGUAACUUUUCAGUGAG
Sphaeramia orbicularis (orbiculate cardinalfish) is the source of this 3219-nucleotide messenger RNA. RefSeq names its product interleukin 12 receptor, beta 2a (gene il12rb2). The coding region runs from base 240 to 2639 and encodes 799 amino acids. Gene Ontology annotation, molecular function: protein binding; cytokine receptor activity. The record is from RefSeq and is a predicted model, not a curated record. Gene Ontology annotation, cellular component: membrane. NCBI's taxonomy places the organism in Eukaryota, Metazoa, Chordata, Actinopteri, Kurtiformes, Apogonidae. The transcript is spliced from 16 exons.